AUGGCGACCGCGGCGGACAGGUUUAACAUCAACAGCCAACUCGAGCACCUGCAGUCGAGGUACGUCGGCACCGGUCACGCGGACACGAACCGGUUCGAGUGGGCGGUGAACAUCCACAGAGACAGCUACGCGUCGUACUUUGGCCACCAUCCGAUGAUGCAGUACUUCGCGCUCGCGGAGAACGAGAGCAUCGGACGCGUGAAGUACAACAUGAUGCAGAAGAUGCUGCUGCCGUGCGGGCUGCCCCCGGAGCGCGACGAGGAGUGA
Molecule: messenger RNA, 267 nt
Organism: Micromonas pusilla CCMP1545
Lineage: Eukaryota; Viridiplantae; Chlorophyta; Mamiellophyceae; Mamiellales; Mamiellaceae
Exons: 2
Coding region: 1-267 (88 amino acids)
Biological process (GO): mRNA splicing, via spliceosome
Cellular component (GO): U2 snRNP; precatalytic spliceosome
Source: RefSeq, a predicted model, not a curated record